This is a messenger RNA of Cydia strobilella, 923 nucleotides long. RefSeq lists its product as uncharacterized. The coding region runs from base 179 to 583 and encodes 134 amino acids. The transcript has a single exon. The record is from RefSeq and is a predicted model, not a curated record. Gene Ontology annotation, cellular component: extracellular region. Gene Ontology annotation, molecular function: cytokine activity. Lineage: Eukaryota; Metazoa; Arthropoda; Insecta; Lepidoptera; Tortricidae.
AGGGGGGAGGCGCACUUUUGGCGCCCUCUCUUUGAAACUCCAUUCGACAAGUCUCCGGCAAGUUCAUAUAAAGCACCUGUCCCUCCAAGUCUCGUAUUAUUCUCAAGCGAGACUCCGCUCCGCCUAUAACGGCAGCUAGCCUAAGCUAACUCAUAUCGUACUUAAGUAUAUUUUCAAUAUGUCUAGUGAAAAAUACAUUUUUAUCGCGUCGGUGUGCGUGGUGGCGAUAUUCGUCAGCAGAUCAACGGCAGGACCGGCGCCAAAGGUUGUCAACAUUGAGGACGUCCUAAACCGGACUGUCUGUCCUUUCAAAGUGGAUAUCGACAUAAACGAGGAUCGAGUGCCGCGCCGGAUAAAAAUGAUCCGCUGCGCUGAACAACCCAACCACUGGUGCAGGGCGAACGCGAUCCCCGACCACGAGUGCUGCCAUCACAAGCACUCCAACCACGAGAUGGAAUGUGUGGAGGUGCGGGACAAGGCGCUAGUCUACUACAAGAGCUCAGAUCGGACGGACUACAUGGACGUGACAGUGGGCUGCACCUGUAUGAUAGGGUCGGUGAACACAGUGCACGCGGGAUCAUAGGGCCUCCGCCGCGGCCGGCGCCGUCACCGCCGCUGCCGCGCUCGGCACAUGGUACACAGUUCCUAUUCGCACCCUCGCAAAUGCGGUCGGCGACAUAAGACUAAAAAAUUGGUGACAAAAUCAUGAAAACAGUGCGCAUCAGUGAAUGAUAAAUAGGGUAGUGACAAUGAAUCCACCUUCUUUAAAUAAUAUUUAAAAUGUAAAUGAAAGCGCAAUGUGAAUGAUUGAAUGUGAUUGAUUUAUUUUCGUGUUUUUUCAGAAUGUCUUUGUAAGUUUGAUUUAAUGACCGCUGUGAAACGAUAAUUUUUUUUUUGAGUAUUGGAAUUGUAUACAGGGUGGC